Annulohypoxylon truncatum is the source of this 686-nucleotide messenger RNA. RefSeq lists its product as uncharacterized. The record is from RefSeq and is a predicted model, not a curated record. The transcript has 2 exons. Lineage: Eukaryota; Fungi; Ascomycota; Sordariomycetes; Xylariales; Hypoxylaceae. Bases 84 to 470 code for a protein of 128 amino acids.
GACUAGCCCCCGAACCGAGGUCCGCGCCAGCAUGAGGUUUGCUAGAAAACUUAUCAACUCGCUCAUGCCGGCGGUGGCUCGAUAUGUCGAGUAAUAAAUUUUAUUUCCUUGUUCAAUGUUUGCUUUUUAUCAUCAUAAGACAAGCUAGCUGCAUCAAAUUCGACCUCCUAUUGAUCGGUCAGACAAUACCGUGCACAAUACCUGCAUCUGCAUCAAUUAGCCCGGUUAUUUCGUACCACUACCAAUUCCCUGUUGAAAGCAUUUCAUCGGCCGAGCACCUGCCGGACCGCUCUCACAAAAUACCGAUCAGGCGGGUUUCGGACUUGUGUACCACUCCCCGGUGGCUGAGUCUUGCGCCUACGGGUAUUCAUAUUCAUAUAUAUACAUCUUUCCUACAAAAGUCUCUUGGGUUCCUAGCCCAGAGACAACAUCCUCAUAGGAUAUGCAAAUCGAGUGGCCUUCAAUUCUAAGUCGCUCGAGUAUAAAUCCAGACGAGACAAUGUCAAAUAUAACACCUAUUCCAGAGCCACCAGGCCUUCCCUUCCUAGGACACAUCGCCGAACUUGAUAAAGAACUUCCUCUACGUUCUUUCAUCUCUCUUGCAGACAAGUAUGGUGAGACUUACCGACUUCGUCUUCCCGGACGAACUGUAGUGUUUGUUUCAAGUCAUCGCCUCGUUGACGAGG